AUGGUCGAAACAAUCAAAAUCGAAACAACAACAAUACCUAUAACAACAACAAAAACAAAAACAACAACAACAACAAUACUCGCUCACCUCCUCAUCCUACCUCUUCUUUCUCUUCCUCUGACUAUUCUUCUCCUUCGCCGUCUUCUUCUCCACCUCCUUCCCGUCGCCAUCAGAAAUCUGCUUGCUGAGAAGAACCGCCUACACAAAGCCUACGUAGAUCACCCCACUGAUGCCACCAAAGCUGCCUUCUACCGCAGUCGCCGCCAACUUCAGCAACGACUGCGCGAGAUGCAGGACGUCUGGACUGCUCGCAAAGCUGAGGAGAUCCAAGGCUACGCGGACCGCAACGAAUGGAAGAACUUCUUCUCUGCGAUCAAAGCUGUCUACGGUCCGGCGACGAAGGGCACUGCUCCACUCCUCAGCGCCGACGGCAGCACUCUCCUGACUGAGAAGACACAAAUCCUACAGCGAUGGGCCGAGCAUUUCUGA
Spirometra erinaceieuropaei is the source of this 489-nucleotide messenger RNA. NCBI's taxonomy places the organism in Eukaryota, Metazoa, Platyhelminthes, Cestoda, Diphyllobothriidea, Diphyllobothriidae. The record is from the annotation of a GenBank genome assembly.